CAGGAGUGGCCCUGCCCGGGGGCUUCACCCUGAUCCAGCUCCCUAAGCAUGGAGAUCCUGAAGGUGUGCCUCGUCCACCUGAACUGGUCAGAAACACAGGCAUGGGUGAGGUGUCCGCAGGCAGAUCUUCACAUCAAGGAGAUCCCCGGCUGGAGACUAAACCUUUAUCCGGGACUGGAGGGGAGAAGUCCCAGAACCAGAAAGGGACCUUGUCUUCUCCGACCGUACCAUCAGGCUUGAAGCCAGUUAAAACAGAAGACCACUCCUACACCCCAGUGUUAUGUACCAACACACCCGGCCCCAGGUCAAACCUAGACCAGAAGAAACCGAGUCUGACCCAGUCAAAGGUCCUGAAAUCUGACCCUAGAUCAGCCAAAGCUGACUCCCCUCGUGCCACAGAGCCCAACGAGCUGACCUGUGAUGAGCAGAUGCUGUCGGAUGAGAGUGAUUCCGAUAGGGUGGGGGAGAGGGGCGAGGUGGGCGAGGGCUUGCCACUUUGGAGUCCAGAAUCGUUCAGUCGGUUUGCAACUCUCCACCCUGACAUUAAGGUCGAGGAGUCCGAUUCAGACGACUCGUCGGACGACUCCGAUUCGGACAGCGAAGAAAGUGCCUCGGAGGAAGAGGAGGAAGCCAUCGACAUCGAGACAGUGGAGAGGAAACAUGGAAUCGCCAUCGCCAAGAUGAGAGCCGCGGUCAAACACACCCAAAAAAAUUAUGAGGAUGACAAAACCGUGACAAAACCAAAAGAAAAGCGCCGGAGAGAUAAGCGAGAGGAGGCGGGUUCGGGGUCCGGCGAUAGAGGGGUCCUCAAGAGCCGAACCCUGACGGAGAGGCUGCGUCGUGGCGAGCACCAGAAACUCUUCACCAGACUUAAGCAAGUGCUGUUCAUGGAGGAGAUGGACCCCAAGGUCUCCAAGCUUCACCUCCUCUCACAGGCUCUGAAGGAGAUUCGUACCCUGUCUGUGGACUCAGCAUCUCUGGAGGAGAAGAAGAGGAUGCUUAUGGAGAUCCAGUCUGCCUACGUCAAGGAGAUCGCAUAUAUGUCUGGGAAACCAGAGCAGCUGAUCAAGGCCAAGCUGACCGAGAUCUGGGAGAAGAAGAGGGCUUUGGCAGCCCAGAGGAGAGCAGCUGUCCCCCCUACAUCCAAGCCCUCCACCUCCGCUACCAUCUCCUCCACACCCAGUCCCAACACCCUGACAGCAGCAUCCCAGGUGCCUCGGGCUAGCUGUCUGAGUCCGACAGGGGCAGCAAGCGGCACUGUGAAACCGGUGGCUGCCGUUCUGCGCACGAAGAGCGGCAAGAUCAUCCUUCCCGCCUCCAUGCUUCCCCCUUCCAUGCUUCAUGCUUCCAGACCAGGAAGAGCGGUCUACAAACUGAAGGUUGUGAAGAGGUCACUGACACCCACCCCCUCCUCCAGCUCCACCUCCCUGGCAAAUGACCACGUUGUGGCGAGCGAGAGUGCCGAGGAAAAGGACUCCGCACCCCCGACCAUUCAUCCCUCACAGCCCCUCUCUCAGACCCAUGACCAACUGCCCUCCGUGUCAGUCUUAAACGACCAGGGGAGAACGUCAGGGGAGUCCCAGCAGCCCUCAGACGGCCCAGCAGAGGAGAACCCAGAGGUGGGUAAUGAGGAGCCUCAGGCCCCUGACUUUAAUGGGUCCAUGGACGAAGAGACUCUCACGGUGAAGGACAGUCGCCCAACUGCCAAAAAGAAGUCCCUGAUCAAUAAAAAGACAAUCAAGAGGAUUUCUGGUAUGAAGUGUCCCCUUGUGGAGAUCGCGCCUAUAAACAGUGCCAUCUGGAGGCCACUGGAGGAACCGCAGGUAGGGGGUGAGAGUGACCCAAAUGGCUGGGGCCUGUCGCUGACCAAGGAAGAGGCAGCGAGGCUGGUGAAGGCCGUCUCUGAUCACAAGGGCAUAGUGGCGACCAGGAAAUCCAAGGAUAGCCUGGUCCAACACAAAGGAAGUAAAAGCUCUGCGACCUCGAAGGCUGAAGGUAGCUCGGCAAAAAACAAAAAGGAUUGCACACCACCACAAAAAGAAGAGGAUGGCACAGUCUCCCGGCAAGAAGGCGAGGUUCCAGACAUGCAGAAAGUAGAGGAUAGCUUGAACGCACCGAAGGAAAAUGACCUGUCAAAUGCAGAGAGGGCCGAGGGGGGCUCUGCAACAUCAAAGGAAACAGGUGGUGCGACGCAGGAGGCAGCAGGAGGUGCGGCCACACAGGGAGGCGCGGCCACACAGGGAGGCUCGCCGGGUGGCUUUGAGAUUCCACUUGUGAAGAGAAAACGAGGGCGGCCACGAUCGGCAGUCAAAACACCAGCAGCCGAACACACCGCAACCAGCCUUGCCACGAGGGGUCGGCCCCCUAAAGUCCCACGCGUUGGCAUCGAUAGCCCCGCGGCAACCACUGAGGCUAGCCCGGCCGACGAAAGGCAAGGCGCACGCAGCAACUCCACCCCCACUUCUCGACCUGGGUGUAGCCCCGUGAAGAGAGCUGCAGGUAGCCCCGCUACCCGGGGCAGGCCACCCAAACUACGGAAAGCUGGAGACUGCCCCAGCCCGGCCCCAGUAGCUCGGGCCGGGUUAAGCCCGGGGAGAUCGACACGCGCCGGGGGCAGCCCCGUGGUGAAGACUGAGGGUGGCGUAGUCAAACCACCGCGAGGAGAAAGCCCUGCCAAGGCCACCCGAACUGCGGUUUAUAACCCUGCACCAACAAGUAAAGGAAGCCCGGGUAACAUCCCACAGGGUGUGGGUCGAUCCGGAACCAGGCCUGUGACCCGCGCUGUGACUGUGAAGGACUCAGGCAUUGGGAAGAGGACAAUGAGGUCUGACAAGUCCUAGUGGAACUCUGAGACAAUUAAAAUGCCUGCCUUCCAUUCCAGAGUAGAAUUUCAUCCAAUCAGAGGAGUUAAACUUUUCACUUCAACUAAAUAGCUGUCGUUAAUGGCUGCACUCUUCCUAUCCUGUUCAGACCACCACAUGUGCCUGUUUGCAAAUUGAAAUGACCCAGGACAGUUGUCUGUCUGUGGGAGUCAGCCCUCUCUCAGCUUCAGGACUCAUCUGCCUGCCUGCCUACUCGGGAAUUACACACAACAAAGCAGCAAAUGUAAACCUUUAGGACAGUUCAUUUUCGGAACAUCUGAUGUGUUUGAGGGAGUCAUUCAAUGAACGUACCGUAUGAACAUACUAUGGGUCAGGCUGUAGUUUUGAGUCUUGGGACAUAUAUUAAGAGUGUGCCAUGGCAUGUAUACAUGAUUUCUUAAUUAGGUCAAUAUUCUUAUUAUGUUCGUGAGGGUGUUAUUUAGAACGAAACCCUUGCUUUAGCUGAAGAUGGAGGUAUAGGAAAUUAUCAUUAUUAUUUUAUUGUUAUCAUCAAGAUGGGUUCAUGAAUUAACUCUGCAAUUCUUUUUUCUUUUUCUUAAGUGGUGAAGAAGAAAGUGUUCUCUUAAAUCUACCAAAAAUAAUGGAUAUGCAUAAACAUGACCACAAUACAGAUUAAUUAUUUUCAGGAAGGGUUUUGAAGUUAUCAAUAGGUCCAAAUAUUUGCCGAUGAAAAUCAUUGAUUUAAGAUAUGUGUGUUUGUUUAUGUCAAAAACACUGUACAUUUAUUUAUAUGUAAAGACUAUAUAGCUGUGAUUCGUGUGUUCAGUCCUUGAAAUACUAUUCAUUACCAAGUUUAUUUUCUUCUCAAAAUCAGCACUUUGUCAAAUACAUUUUAUACUAUUCCUUCUGUUAUUUCCUCUAUCACAACCAUAUUUAAUUUGCCUUCUGGAUUGCUUCCCAGUCUGUUCAGUAAUUGUACUCCUUGUUCAAUGAUUCUCACGCCAGACGUUUGAGGAGUUCUAAACAAGCAUUAUUAUUUGUGGUCCCAAUACAUUUGUUUCAACCUUGUGUGUCAAUGUCAUGACAAAAUCUAAGCUAUACUGUAAUACGAGGUUUCUCUAACCUGUCCUUGGCCCUCCCCAGAUGUUUCACUUUUUUGUUUUUACUGUGAACUGUCCCACCUGAUUCAGUUAGUCAAAGGCUUGAUGAUUAGUCGACUCAUUGAACUGUGCUAGUUUACAUUUAAAACUAAAACAGGAAACAUCUGGGGAGGUCCAUGGGGAAAUUCGGGAAUCCCGGUUGUAAUAUCUAUGAAAUAACUUUUGUAAAUAUGUAUUUUGUUUUUUAUCUAAGUCGGUCUUGUGUUUAAUAAUGUUCAAUGCAUUUUGUAAAGAAAUAACUGUUUUACACCAGUGAGUGCUGGUAAGGGACUUGAAAAUGAAUAAAACUGCACAUGCAUUUC
Molecule: messenger RNA, 4284 nt
Organism: Esox lucius (northern pike)
Lineage: Eukaryota; Metazoa; Chordata; Actinopteri; Esociformes; Esocidae
Exons: 8
Coding region: 102-2840 (912 amino acids)
Molecular function (GO): protein dimerization activity
Source: RefSeq, a predicted model, not a curated record